AUGGCUACCGCCGGUUACCACACUCGUUCCAAUAGCUUUCCCUCUCGAGCCCACCCUCUUACUUCCGAGGUUGAUGAGCAUUUGAGCAGAUUGGCAUCGUCUGAGUCGGCAUCUACAUCGUCGUCCUUAAACCAAAACCUCGGUAGACUUCAAGAUUUACAUGAUUGCACUGAGAAACUGCUUCUGCUACCCCUGACUCAACAAAUCUUAUCCCAUGAACAGCAAGGGAAAUAUGUCGAUGAGCUGUUGAAUGGAUCUCUUGGGCUUUUAGAUGUAUUCACCACUGCCAAGGAUGCCUUAUUGCAAGUAAAGGAACGCACCGUAGAACUUCAAUCUAUCUUGCGCCGAAAGAGAGGUGCUAGAAAAGGAUUUGCUAAUGAUGUUAGAAAAUACUUGAGCUCUAAGAAGGCAGCUAAAAGGGAAAUCUUGAAGGCCCUGAAGAAUUUGAAGCACAAGGAAAGCCCCGCUUUGAACGAGACCUGUGCCACUGUUAGCGUCUUAAGGGAGGUGCAAGCAGUCACUCUUAGCGUGCUAGAAUCCUUGUUCUCCUUUACUUUUGGGGUCCAGAAAGAAUCACAUAGGAGCCCCUGCGAAGGAGAACAGCAUAUCAAUGAAAUGGCAAAUGCCGAAGCUUCACUGCUGUCCCUUGCAACGAGCAAAACUGACCUUAUGCAAAUCGAGAAAGUUCAGAAUGAACUCAAAUUAUCAGAGUAUUGCCUUCAAGACUUCGAAGAAGGGCUUGAGGAUCUACUUAGGGGGCUGAUCAAAAUCAGAGUCAAUAUUCUCAACAUACUCAACAAUUAA
Molecule: messenger RNA, 804 nt
Organism: Gossypium arboreum
Lineage: Eukaryota; Viridiplantae; Streptophyta; Magnoliopsida; Malvales; Malvaceae
Exons: 2
Coding region: 1-804 (267 amino acids)
Biological process (GO): root development; shoot system development
Source: RefSeq, a predicted model, not a curated record